AACGGAAUCUCUGUCUUGGUUCCCCGCAUUCACCACAUCUGGCGGAGUUGCCGGCGGCUCUGUAAUAACCAGAGCCCGAAGAAAGCUGUUGCUAGGGUUUAUCUUGCAUAAUUUCCACCGGAUUCUCCGAGCCAGCCAUGGCGUGCGUGUAUAUACCGGUGCAGAACUCGGAAGAGGAAGUGAGAGUGGCUCUGGAUCAGCUCCCCAGAGACGCCUCUGAUAUUCUCGAUAUCCUUAAAGCCGAGCAAGCCCCUCUCGAUCUCUGGCUCAUCAUCGCGAGGGAGUACUUUAAGCAGGGAAAAAUUGAACAAUUCCGCCAAAUUCUAGAGGAAGGAUCCAGUCCCGAAAUUGAUGAAUACUAUGCUGAUGUUAGAUAUGAGAGGAUUGCUAUCCUAAAUGCUCUGGGUGCCUAUUAUAGCUACCUUGGAAAAAUUGAGACGAAACAAAGAGAAAAGGAGGAUCAUUUUAUUUUAGCAACACAAUACUAUAAUAAAGCAUCAAGAAUUGACAUGCACGAACCUUCAACGUGGGUUGGGAAAGGUCAGCUUCUCCUGGCUAAAGGUGAUGUUGAGCAGGCAUUUGCUGCAUUUAAGAUUGUGUUAGAAGGAGAUCGUGAUAAUGUCCCCGCCCUUCUUGGUCAGGCUUGUGUUGAGUUCAAUCGUGGACAUUAUUCUGAUUCAUUGGAAUUAUAUAAGAGGGCUUUGCAAGUGUAUCCUGAUUGUCCUGGAGCUGUAAGACUUGGAAUUGGUCUUUGUCGAUAUAAAUUGGGUCAAUUUGAAAAAGCUCGGAAUGCAUUUCAGCGGGUUUUGCAGAUAGACCCAGAAAAUGUUGAAGCUCUUGUUGCUCUGGCUAUUAUAGAUUUGCAAGCAAAUGAUGCUGCUGGGAUUAGGAGAGGAAUGGAAAAAAUGCAGAGAGCUUUCGAGAUAUACCCCUAUUGUGCAAUGGCAUUAAAUUAUCUAGCAAAUCACUUUUUCUUUACUGGUCAGCACUUUCUAGUUGAGCAACUGACUGAAACAGCUCUUGCUGUCACCAAUCAUGGACCAACAAAGGCACAUUCAUAUUACAAUCUAGCACGAUCCUACCAUAGCAAGGGGGACUAUGAAAAAGCUGGAUUCUACUACAUGGCAUCAAUCAAGGAAAUUAAUAAGCCUCAUGAAUUUGUGUUUCCUUACUAUGGUCUGGGCCAAGUGAAACUUAAGUCAGGAGAUUUUAAAAGUGCGCUUUCAAACUUUGAAAAAGUUUUAGAGGUUUACCCUGACAAUUGUGAGACAUUGAAGGCUCUUGGACACAUAUAUGUUCAGCUUGGCCUGACAGAAAAGGCCCAGGAAUUUAUGAGAAAAGCUACUAAAAUUGACCCACGUGAUGCUCAGGCAUUUCUUGAUCUGGGAGAACUGUUAAUUUCAUCUGAUGCUGGAGCAGCACUUGAUGCCUUCAAAACAGCCCGCAGUCAUAUGGAGAAGGCAUGUCAACCAGUACCAGUAGAAGUACUCAACAACAUUGGUGUUCUACAUUUUGAAAGGGAAGAGUUCGAGCUUGCACUGCAAAGUUUCAAGAAGGCCCUUGGUGAUGGUAUUUGGCUUACUUUCCUUGGUGAUGAUAAACUGAACCCUUAUGUAAUUGGUGUCGGUGCAUCCAUUCUUGACUACAAGGACAUGCAAUUGUUCCAUCGACUUGAAGAAGAAGGUCAUUCUGUAGAACUGCCUUGGAGUAAAGUCACAGCACUAUUUAACUUGGCCAGAUUGCAGGAGCAGUUACAGAACACAGAUGCUGCCUGCCUAUUUUAUCGCCUGAUACUGUUCAAGUAUCCAGACUACAUAGAUGCUUAUCUGAGGCUUGCUGCUAUUGCAAAAGCUCGAAAUAAUCUUCAAUUAAGCAUUGAACUGGUGAAUGAGGCAUUGAAGGUGAAUGACAAAUGCCCAAAUGCAUUAUCCAUGCUUGGUGACUUGGAGCUUAAAAAUGAUGACUGGGUUAAGGCAAAAGAAACCUUGCGUGCUGCUAGUGAUGCAACAGAUGGGAAGGAUUCUUAUGCUAUUCUUUCUCUAGGGAACUGGAACUACUUUGCAGCAGUUCGAAAUGAGAAAAGAAAUCCAAAGUUGGAAGCCACACAUUUGGAAAAAGCCAAGGAACUCUAUACAAAAGUCCUCGUCCAGCACACAUCUAAUCUAUAUGCUGCUAAUGGUGCUGCAGUUGUCUUGGCAGAAAAAGGACACUUUGAUGUUUCUAAGGAUAUUUUUACUCAGGUUCAAGAAGCUGCAAGUGGGAGUGUUUUUGUCCAAAUGCCAGAUGUGUGGAUAAAUUUGGCUCAUGUCUAUUUUGCCCAAGGGAAUUUUGCAUUGGCUGUGAAAAUGUAUCAAAAUUGCUUGAGGAAGUUUUAUUACAAUACAGACUCUCAAAUUCUCUUAUAUCUGGCUCGUACUCAUUAUGAAGCUGAACAGUGGCAAGAGUGCAAGAAAACUCUGCUAAGAGCCAUCCACUUGGCACCAUCAAAUUACACAUUAAGGUUUGAUGCAGGAGUUGCAAUGCAGAAGUUCUCAGCAUCAACCCUACAAAAGGCAAAGAGGACAGCAGAUGAGGUGCGUUCAACGGUUGCAGAGCUAGAGAAUGCUGUUCGUGUAUUCAGUCAAUUGUCUGCUGCUUCCAAUCUGCAUCUUCAUGGGUUUGAUGAGAAAAAGAUAAACACCCAUGUUGAGUAUUGUAAGCACUUGCUUGAAGCUGCAAAAGUCCACCGUGAAGCAGCUGAGCGUGAAGAGCAGCAGAACCGGCAGAAACAAGAAGCUGCUCGUCAACUUGCACUGGCUGAGGAAGCUCGCCGUAAAGCUGAAGAGCAAAGAAAAUUUCUGUUGGAGAGGAGAAAACAAGAAGACGAACAGAAAAGGCUCCAGAAGGAGGAGGAGCAUUUCAGGCGUGUACAGGAGCAAUGGAGGAGUAAUGCACCUUCUAAGCGGAGGGAAAGGUCUGAAAUGGAUGAGGAAGAUGGCGGGCAUAGUGAGAAGAGAAGAAGAAAGGGUGGAAAGAGGAGAAAGAAGGACAAGAACUCAAGGUCACGUUAUGAUAGGGAAGAGGAGGAAAAUGACAUGGGAGAUUAUCAAGAAGAACUAGAAGAUGAAGAUGCUGACACAAAUUAUAGGGAGUCCAUGAGCCAAUUGAAUGAUCAGGAUGAUGAUGCAGGAGGAAAUGCUCAGGAUAUUCUUGCUGCAGCUGGUCUGGAAGAUUCAGAUGCUGAGGAUGAGCCUGCACCUACUUCUGCAGCACGACGAAGGCAGGCAUUGUCAGAAUCUGAUGACGAUGAAGAACCUGUGAAGAGGGGCGCAAACAACAGCCCUGUCAGAGAGAAUUCUGCUGAGAUGCAGUUGAGUGAUGGAGAAAUUAGGGAGGAUAACAACAAACCAAACAGAGAUGUUGAUGACAAUGAGGAAUGACAUCAGACAAGAGGAAGAAACUAUAAUCUUUCCAUACUUUUCCUUUAACAUUAGAAUAGUUAAUCACAAUCUUGUUAAUAGAAAAUGUUUGUGUUCCCAUAGUUAAUCUAUUUACCCUCUAAUCUCCAUGUGUACAUUUACAGUAAUCUUAAUGCUUCACCAAAAGGGAGGAGAAAUUUUUUGCUGUUUAUCUUAAUAUGUAAGACAGUCAUCUCAUUCAUCUU
Rubroshorea leprosula is the source of this 3643-nucleotide messenger RNA. Lineage: Eukaryota; Viridiplantae; Streptophyta; Magnoliopsida; Malvales; Dipterocarpaceae. The record is from the annotation of a GenBank genome assembly.